This is a messenger RNA of Suillus paluster, 1029 nucleotides long. RefSeq names its product glycosyltransferase family 90 protein. The transcript is spliced from 5 exons. The record is from RefSeq and is a predicted model, not a curated record. The coding region runs from base 1 to 1029 and encodes 342 amino acids. NCBI's taxonomy places the organism in Eukaryota, Fungi, Basidiomycota, Agaricomycetes, Boletales, Suillaceae.
AUGGACAGUGGACAAUUAGACGGCUGGAUCCAUGCAUGUCCCUUGGACUCCGUCGCACGAAACCCACUCCGGUCCCCAUCCACCACUCAAAAAGCAAAAACCUUCAUCUACGACCACCUCCAAGCAAUGGACCCCUGCGCACAUCCCUCCCACCUUUCCCAACAUGGCCAAUUCCUCGCUCACGGCACAGGACCCUCCGCCAACCCCUUCCCUGUCCCGCAAUUCAGUUACUGCUCCAGUCCUCUACACGCUGAUAUCCGAGUACCCGUACCUUUAUCAUGGGUGGAUGACGUCGAAGGCGAAAGAGAUGAAGAAGGUGCAUGGGAGAAAAAUGAAGAUGAGCGGCUUCUUUGGAGGGGGCUUAAUACGGGCAUUCAUCAUGCGAGCGAUAGACCUCAGGCUUGGAGGGAUUCGCAGAGGGAUCGAUUAGUGGAGAUUGCGCAGAGGACAGAUGGGAGCAUUAAGGUGUUGAUCAUGGACGAUCAUGGGGAUGGGGAGGGGAUGAAGGUGGAAGAAAUGAAGAAGGCGAGGAUGAACCCUGCGAUGCUCGAUAUUGCGUUUGCGGGGAGUCCUAGCCAGUGCGAGCCUGAAACAUGUAGGGAGUUGGAGGAGGGAUUUGAGUGGAGGAGGAGGAUGAGUGUUAGGGAUGCGGGAAAAUGUAUGUAUGUGCUUGAUGUGGAUGGCAAUGGGUGGUCGAGUCGGUUUAAACGGCUUAUCACGACCAACUCGCUCGUGUUCAAGUCUACGGUAUAUCCUGAAUGGUUCACAGACCGCCUCUCCCCUUGUGUUCACUACAUUCCUAUCCAAAUCGACUACUCCGACCUCUACGACGCCCUCCUCUUCUUUCGCGGUGACCCCUCAGGCCGAGGAUCUCAUGAAGAGCUUGGAGCGAAGAUCGCGAGGAGUGGGAGGGAGUGGAGUAGGGCGUUUUGGAGGAAGGAGGAUAUGACUGCUUAUUUGUUUAGGUUAUUCCUCGAGUAUGCAAGAGUUAUGAGCGAGGAUAGAGACUCGCUUAAUUUCGAGUUGUAA